AUGCCAUUGACAACCAUCUACAAGUUCCCAAUGGCACAGACCUCCAACAACACCUUCCUAAAGUCUUCGUUCACCAAGGCCAUCACCCCUCUCCGAUCCACAGCCCCCUCCCAAGCAAUCCUCUCUUCCACCACCACCGCCCUUACCGCCCUCCUCUCCUCCGCCUUCUCCAACGCUCCUUCCACUACUUCUUCAUCCACUACUACAACUUCAGGAGUCCGUCGUGUCAGGAUGCUCAGCAGACCAUUCACAGCACAGUGGGCAACAACCCUCGCCCUCCUCUCCAUAACCCUCCUCUCCUACUUCUCCCUCCUCACCACCCCAGCCACAGCAGCACCCGCAAAGCAUACCCCAGCAUCCAACAACGUCGUCAAGUCAAUGGCCCUCACAUUCUCUGAUACCUCUGCCCUCCCACUCCAACUCCAAAUCGAAUCCCAAGUUCGUGGGACCCAAAAACUCGCCUACCUCCCCACCACCGGACCCUCUCUUGAUUUCUAUUACCUCAACUAUCGACCCACCUACAUCGCCGGGAAGUCCACAAUCGACUUUUGGAUGAUCUCACCAAAGGGCAUCGCGGCUCCCAAGACCGCAUCACUAGAACUGUUUGAUGAGUUUGGAAAGAUUCAUUUGGCGACGUUGGUCAAAGAAGGGACCGAGAUCCCACAGGACAAGGCGGCGAGUGGAAAUCCGUUCUUGUGGAAGAGUUGGGUAGUGCCCAAGGAUCUCAAGGCCGAUUUUGACUUUUCGGACAAGUUCCGGGUGAUCUUGAAGACCUCUUCCGACUCUGUUUCUAACCCCGCGUUGAUGAAUGCUGGUGGAAGGAGAAAGAUGGUGAAGAAGGUCGUCAAGGUUGAUAAACGCUCAAUUGUUACCUCGGUCCUUGACAACAUCUUCAAGCGCGCCGCUCCUGUUAAAAAGGCCGCCACCAAGGACACACCCGUCAAUGCUGCAGGAGUGACCGUCGUCCAGGACCGCCAGUUCCGUAUCAAAGGCUUGGAGGCCACCCCCGGCGGAAAUGUCAACCCUGCCAAGCUCCAUGUCAACAGCGUUGCUCCUCAACAACCCAACACCGAUGCGAACGCAAAGGUCGUCAAGACCACCAACACCAAGGAUGCCUCUACUUCCGUCAACGGCCAAGACAUGACCACCUCUUCCGCUGCUCCAAUUGUUCUUCAGACCGAGGGCAGAAAGUCGUCCGCCAUGUCAUCCGUGACCGACAUCGACCUGUCCGUCUCGGUGAUCGUCACCUUUACGGUCGCGCUCCUCACCUUCCUCGGACUUCUUGUCUAA
Messenger RNA from Linnemannia hyalina, 1290 nucleotides. The record is from the annotation of a GenBank genome assembly. NCBI's taxonomy places the organism in Eukaryota, Fungi, Mortierellomycota, Mortierellomycetes, Mortierellales, Mortierellaceae.